Austrofundulus limnaeus is the source of this 1793-nucleotide messenger RNA. It is a transcript of the gene dxo, whose product is annotated as decapping exoribonuclease. The transcript is spliced from 7 exons. Gene Ontology annotation, biological process: NAD-cap decapping; nuclear-transcribed mRNA catabolic process. Gene Ontology annotation, cellular component: nucleus; cytosol. The coding region runs from base 204 to 1481 and encodes 425 amino acids. Lineage: Eukaryota; Metazoa; Chordata; Actinopteri; Cyprinodontiformes; Rivulidae. The record is from RefSeq and is a predicted model, not a curated record. Gene Ontology annotation, molecular function: mRNA 5'-diphosphatase activity.
GUGUCAGAUUUGUUUGUAGCAUGUGUAGCUAGUUAGCGGACUGAAAAACGCGUUCACUAUUUUYCUCACUUUCUUUUGCCAAGUUUAAUUUGUAUGAGUGGAAAAACGUUAUGAUGUAAUUUGAUAUAAUAUACGUAAACCUGAUUUUAAUGUUUUUUUAUAGCGAGUGACAAAUAAACAGGUUUUGUUGAGUACUCCKAGGAAUGGACCGCCACAGAUCUCGCAGCCCUCUCACAGGGUACCAUCACCAGUCGGCAUACAGGAGAGAAAGAGACAAUGACAGAAGAAACCACGGUGACAGCACACCCUUUGGAUCCCCUAAUCAGCACCAGUAUCAGUCUCGGUCGACGGCAGCACAAAACCCACUCAGCUCCCAGACUCUGAGCACAAGGAAGGAGCUUUAUGAGAGAGACUUUCCUUUGUACAAACAGCCCGUGGAAAUAGGAUGUUUCUCUCUCGAUUCUCAGCGUAMGUUUUUUAAUGACGACAGGCAGAUGAGAUACUAUGUGGAACCWGACAAAAGUCCUAAUUUUGAUCUCAGGGAUGGGUACAAAGAUCGCUAUGUAAAGAGAGAUGAAAAUGUGAAGGAGAGGCUYGACCAUAUUCUUAAGUGGAUCAUAACCAACAUGUCAAAACUGGAAUCGAAGGGAACUGCAAACUCUUCACGUCCUUUAGAUUUUGACUUUGUGACAUGGCGGGGCCACCUGACCAAGCUGCUGACUACACCAUARGAGACACGGGAGGGCUGGCUGCUGGCAGUAACCAGGUUCAACGGCACAAUUUACAUCAGUGAGGUGGAAACAGAAGCUGCUCGCAGGGACCGAGAGAACCGUCCUGAGAAGAACCAGGAGAUGAUGUACUGGGGAUACAAGUUUGAGCAGUACAUGUGUGCAGAUAACAUCCACAGUUUGCCUGACCCCGGCGGAGUGGUGAACACUAAUGAAGCCUUCUGCACGGUGGUUCACACUCGCCUCACAGAUCACAAACUUCUUUUCUCCGGAGAGGUGGACUGUCGAGAUAAAGACCCCAAUGCUCCACCACCUCCUGCCUGUUACGUGGAGCUGAAGACCUCUUUGGAGAUCUGCACACCCAAACAGCGCAGCAACUUCCACAGGUUCAAACUACUCAAGUGGUGGGCUCAGUCUUUUCUCCCUGGAGUUCCUCGAGUCGUGGCGGGGUUCAGGGAUCAUGGCGGAACAGUCGUUUCUGUUGACACUUUUCCAAUCUCCAAAGUUUCCCAGCUCAUCAAGAAUGAACACAACUGCUGGAAGCCGACAGUGUGCAUGAACUUCUGCUGUGAUUUUCUGUCUUUUGUGAAGCGUGUCGCUACUGAAGACAAUCCCAGUGUGGUYUACCUGUUCUGCUGGGAGCCCCACAGAGAUGUGACCUACUCCGUCCACAGGGACUCGCAGUUUUCCUUCCUGCCCCCCUGGUACACCGAGGCAGUGACCAGUUUUCUAGACUCACACGGUAAACUUUGAUUUUUUUUUUUAAGUCAGAAAACAGUUCAAUGACAAGCUGCACCAAUCAAAUCUCAAUGCUACAUGUGGCAUGUAAUAGUUGUAAAUAAAGUAAUUCUUUGUAAAUAUUCUUUAAUUUUUAUUAUUCCCUUGUUAAAACAAUAAUUUAUUUUUUAAACAUUGUCAACGAAAAAAAAACUGAAACUGUUAAAACAAAUGUGAUGUAAAAAAGUCAAGUAAUUAAAUGAUCAGUAACAAUUUUUUUUUCUUACAAAUAUUUUCAUGUAAACAAAUGAAUUCCAUGUUUAAUUGAAUAAAUACAACAGUAACUAA